GUAAAGUCUGGCAACAUGAGCAAUUGGGUUGAAUUGAUUGGAUGUCACAAGGUCACUGGCACCAAAUGCGACUUUACUUCAACCAACUUAAAUGUAUUUGAAAAAAUAAGAGUGCGUAUAAGAUCUGAAAAAGGACAAGAGACAUCACCAUGGCAUAACAUUACCCCAUUUGUACCAUUUCAAAUAGCACAAAUUGGUCCUCCAGAAGUACAGUUAGAAGCUGAAGAUAAAUCAAUAAUAAUAAAUAUUUCUCCUCCAGGAACAAUUAAUAGUAGCAUGUGGGUUACUGAUAUCCAAAGGUUUACCUACAGUUUAGUUAUUUGGAAAAACUCUUCAAAUAUAGAAAAAACCCGUCUUACUGUUUAUUCCAGAGAUAAAAUUAAUGAUCUCACACCAGAAACUACUUAUUGUUUAAAAGUUCAAGCAAGAUUACCUAGAAAAAAUGGUUCCUACAGUCCAGUAUUUUGUAUAACUACAACAGCUGAACAUAAACUACCUCGUCCAGAAAAUGUAGAAGUUGAUGCUGUAAAUAAUAACUAUGUUCUUAAAUGGAACUAUCCAUAUGAAAAUAUGAACUUCAAAGUUCAGUAUCUCCCUGGCUUUUAUAAAAGAACUCCAACUGACUAUUCAGAUAAAUGGAAAAUUAUAUCUGGUUGUAAAAAUAUCACAAGUAAACAUUGUGACUUCUCAAAAGACAUCACCACAGAUGGAAUUUAUUAUCUACGUGUACAAGCUUCAAAUGGAAGUAUCACAUCUUUUUGGUCUACUGAGAAAAAAUUUGAUACUCUGAUAAAAACCAGUAUAGCCCCUCCAAGCAUAAAGGUGAUAUCGAGUGCUGAUUCAUUCUCUGUCUACAUUAGUGCUUCAGAAGAAUCUGAAAAAAAAUUGAGCCAGAAUUACCCAUUAAUUUAUGAAGUUACUUACUGGGAAAAUAAUUCAAAUAUCGAGAACAAAAUGAGAGUAAAACAGAAAUUACUUAAAGUUUCUGAUUUGCAGCCCCUGACUACGUAUUGUUUCAAAGCCAAAGCAUUUCUUCAGGAUAAUAAAAGCAAUAAAAGCAGUCAAUUUAGUAAUGUUCAAUGCAGUAAAAUGAUACCAGGUAAACUGGCAGUAUCCUGGAUUAUAGUCAUUUGCAUUGUUUUUCUCAUGGUGCUAGUCCUUGUAUUUUAUUGUUCAAAAGUUCUAUUAAAACAGGUAAAACAUAUGUUCUAUCCAUCUUGGAAAACACCUUCAAGUAUGAGUGAGAGGUUCUCUGAUCAACCAUUGAAAAAUCUUCUUGUUGCUUCAGAAGAGCAAACAGAAAGCUGUAUAAUUGAAGAAACAAAUAUUGUUAUGUUAGAAGAAAUAGAUCAAAAUGGAAAAAGUGACAUUAUUUGUAGUAAACAAGAAAAUCAAGAUUCAGGAAACUUUUCCAAUGAGGAUGAAACUAGUAGUAGUAAAGUUACUGAAGAAAAGCUACAACUAGAAACUAUGCAAUAGUAAACAUACUUUGAUGUAUUACCUUGCCAAAGUUCAAACUAGGAGCCUGAGACCCAUGCCCUUCUUAGAAUUUCUAAGAGAAUUUUGACAGAGGAAUGAAGUCUAACCUUGGAUUUUAAGACCCCAAAUUCUUAGUUAAUGCUUCUCUAUUUAAAAGUGAAAUUCCUGGGGGCAGCCAGGUGGCACAGUAGAUAGAGCGCCAAGACUGGAAUCAGGUGGACCUGAGUUCAAAUGGGACCUCAUUUCCUAGCGAUGUGACCCUGAGCAAGUCACUUAGUCCCAGGUACCUAGCUCUGCCACACACUUUUAGAAUUGACCCUAAGAUAGAAGAUAAGGGUUAUAUAAAAAUAAAAAACAUAAAUGAAAUUCCUAGCAUCUAGAGAACAACCACAAGACAUCAAAAUGCCAUCUGUAGUUCUAAAUGUCUGCAAGAUCCUGUCUUCAAGUUAUAUCCAGAAACUGGACACCUGCCUCUCUAAGUGACCUCUAAAUAUUACUCUUGUGACUAUUUUAUGGCUUGAGAUAUAUAAAUAUGAAAAAUGAUAAAGGCUGCUAUAAUAAUAUAAAUUAUUA
Gracilinanus agilis (Agile Gracile Mouse Opossum) is the source of this 2052-nucleotide messenger RNA. It is a transcript of the gene IFNAR1, whose product is annotated as interferon alpha and beta receptor subunit 1. The transcript has 9 exons. The record is from RefSeq and is a predicted model, not a curated record. Lineage: Eukaryota; Metazoa; Chordata; Mammalia; Didelphimorphia; Didelphidae. Gene Ontology annotation, molecular function: protein binding. The coding region runs from base 16 to 1479 and encodes 487 amino acids.